AGGAAGGAACAUGAUACCACGAUGAACAAAACCCUUUUGUUGUAAGUAUUUAGUCCAGUUUUAGACUCUUUCACUAGUACUGUGUUGUCUUUGUCUUUGCGUCCGUGAAGUGCAUGCUUUCUCUGCGCCCACCCGAGCUGGUGCGUCGAACCUUCGAAAAAUUUGCAAUCGUAAUUGUAAUUGUGUCGAAGCAAUAACCUAGUAAAAAUAGUUUAUAUAAUUGGUAUACGCUUAUUCGCUUUCGUUCAUUCGUCCACAUUUGCUCUCUGUCUAUCUUGUUGGACACCAUAGGAAUCUUUACUCGUCUCCAACGUCGUUGAUCUUCACGACUUGGCGACCUUGCAUUUUUCUUGUACAAAGAAAUCAUGACCAUCUCCAGGUGGUAGUUGCUGUACUCUAGCACCUCCUACUCCGAAUUCUGCCCUUGUUUGGCCUCGAGAUAAGUGCGCAGUAAUACAAGGAGGUAACCGGACUCCACCUGCCGCCGGUUUGCGAACUGGUUAAAACUGGGAUCACCCCUCCGGCGGUCUUGGCAUACAAAAAAAAAUUAGGUCAGGGUGGAGCGCAUGAAUUCUGGACUUGUUUUGUCAACACGUCACAACUUGUUUUUGCUGGGAUAUUCACUCUUCUCGAUUUCCUCCUGAAGAAGCACAGCCAAAAAUGCCAGCCACUAGCAAAAGCAGAGGGAGCCGGGCAGCGGAGAAGGUGAGCCUCAGACGCCCGAUUCCAGCUUACGACGUCGAAGCAGUGAGAGCAACGCUGCCGGAUGAUCAAAAGUAUCUAUAUUAACGCGCAUUCGUUCACCUGAAGAACUUGUGAGCUAAUCAAUCUCCUUACAAGAACUACUUUUAGCGUGUCUCUCGUCACUACAUUCGGUACAUAAACAUGUUUCUGCAUUCGAUUUUAUAUAUAAGUCACAUAAGGAGCAACUCGUGUCACGUUCUGUUCUGUUCAUUCCUAGUCGUAACAGAAGCACUUUCUGUUCAUCUACGCAUUGAUUUUGAUUCCUAAUUUCCUAGUUCGUUGUAGCUGGCUAUAAUGGUGAUUGUGUUUUCUCUCGUUUACAACAGCUUUCUUUCUAACACAAAAGUUUUUGCUCUUCUAGUGACCUCAUCAACAUUGCUUGACCAUGUACUAGUUGACGAGGUAACAUGACAUGACCAGGUGGAUGGCGGACAUGACUCCAGAGGAGAGGGAGGAAGAACUGAGGCGGAUGAAACGAGCCCAGAAGAAAGCGGAUAAUGCUCAAGCUGAGAAACUGAAAAAGGAGGUGAAAGUUAAGGCCUUGAGCGGUGUAGUACCUUUGACACGUACUACGAGUUUUCAAGAGAUAAGUACCCUUCAAGAGUAGACACGUAGUUUUCCACGUGAGCGGUGUACCCUUUUACCUGUACUACUAGUUUUCAAGAGAUGUUGCCCUUCAAGAGUAGACACGUAGUUUUCAAGAGAUGCCCUUCAAGUAGACACGGAGUUUUCAAGAGAUGCCCUUCAAGUAGACACGUAGUUUUCAAGAGAUGCCCUUUAGGUAGACACGUAGUUUUCAAGAGAUGCCCUUUAAGUAGACACGUAGUUUUCAAGAGAUGUACCAAGGUCUAAGAAAGAAAGGCGAAUUUUGGCCGAGAAUUGGAAACGGGCGAAGAAGUAUGAGCGUCUGGUUUACGGUGUAGGCGAGGGCGAUUCGUCAAACGGUGGACCUGUCAACCUCGAGGGCGAUUCGUUUUCUUCAACAGGGCCGAUCGCGGGGGGCGGCGCUUAUCCUUAUGAAAGACUAAUCUGCGGACUUUCGUAGUUUUGCUGCUUCUUGUAGCAUGUUGUAGUACUUCUUCUCGCAUUUUUCGUUGGUGUAUGGUUUAGUAAUGAUCAGCGACACAAAGGAAGAUAGAUUUAAAAGACUACACAUCGUCUGACCUUGACCGUCUAAUAUUCGGCAGGCUACGAUAUGUACAGGUUGCCGGACGAGAAUGCGACGUAUGGGUCGACGAGUAGCAAGAAAAAGAAAAACGCGAAGUCAGAUGCUGAACAUCUUAAAGAAGCAUACGACUACUACGGCCAUCUGUUAGAGCCGAGCAGGAAUCAGCGGAGUGCAUUCCGCGUGAAGAAGGAGAUGGCGGCUUACGUUGAAAUAGGAGUGCCAGAGUCGGAAAAAGACAGGCCCUUGGCUCCGGCUUUGGUGAAAAGCAAUCGCUUCCUCAUCUACGACCUCGUAAACACGAGCUUCUUCUGUAAGCUGUGUAGAAAUGCGAAGAAGAAGUUCAAGAACUUCGAUAGGGAGCAUCUGGAAGACCCGGCGCAUCGGGAAGCUGUUGCGGCUAGGGAGAAGAGCAUGCGAGUCCUGGAUAGAAUCCUGAAUCCCGAGAGCGAAAACCCUGUGCGCUUUUCCUGCUUCGAGCCUGGCGGUCCAAAGAAGCCCUACUUGGUAGUGCGAAAGUACCAAGAGGAGAUGUACAAGUGGUGCCCCGUCUUGUGGAUGUCGUGUCUCUUUUAUGGCAGGCAACACUUUCUUUCCAUCUUCCUUAGACACCGUGCAAAGGAGCAUGAAUUGGUUAAAAGGGUACUGGAAGGCAUCGUGGUAUGAUUGCUGUUAAGUACUCACCAGCCUUCUGAUAUAGGUAUAUUCCUUCUUAUAUUAGGUUUUUUUGAAAGAAGAGCUAGUGCUAGAAAAUACUAAGUCUCCAAUUUCUAAUUUCAAUGCGGUCCCCAGCACGACGAGGAGCUGACGGAAGAGAUGAUCUGCAGCGAGCCCUUUCGAUGGGAGGAUCACCAGUGCACAAAACGCCACAAGAAAAACGUGAAUUGGCUGUACGAGCCAGAUGAGGAAGGUUUUUUAGCUGAUGACCCAGAGGCUAGGAAAGAGCGGAAAAAAGUCGAGGAUCAGCGUCAGGAUCUCAAGCGUGCAGACGUCGAAGGCUUGCUCUACUACGAUGCACGGCUGCCAGACAUGGAGGCGGCUAAUGAUGGCUACUCGUCGGACAACUGGGACAUCUAAGAAAAGUUUGACAUCUAAGUAGUUAGGAAAUCGUUAUUGUACAUUGGUCGAAAGUAUACAAGUAUAUUAAGCUAAAAGGACCUGCGUCUUGUAUCUUUGGUACUAGCUCAGCAUCAAUUACUAUUAGAAGUCGAGGAGUAUCUUCAUUUCCGUAUUCUCGAAAAAGUACAUCGCUUUACCUAAAACUUCAACUGAUUACUUCCACGGAGGAUAAAGAUGGCAGUUCAUAUAUCCUGAUCAUUCAAGACGCCCGUGCGACCACUGUACCAGUACCAGCACAUGUUACCUCAUCUAUCACAGUAAGAGUUUACCUCUAAAAAAAUUCCAUUGCCCGUAAUGAUAGAGCUUCACUUUUGCAAUAACAUACGAUCCCGACCUAGUUCCAAAGCCCAUGGUGACCCGGACAUAAAUAUUCAAAAGCCCAUACAUUUCAGAUCAGAAGAUCUAUGAAAAGUCUGCAGAUCCC
Messenger RNA from Amoebophrya sp. A25, 3452 nucleotides. The record is from the annotation of a GenBank genome assembly. Lineage: Eukaryota; Dinophyceae; Syndiniales; Amoebophryaceae.